AUGCAGUACUCACAGACUUCCCGGAGAGAAGGUGGCCCUGCAAUUGAGUAUUCACCAGACUCGGACGCAGCGGUGGAUCAGACCGAGAAGUGGUAUAAGGAACUGGAGGGCUACGUAAAUUUCGACGACGAGUCCGAGUACCUUAAAGUAUACUUGUCGGAGGAUGCAACACAGCAGAAAGAGCGGGUUCACCAGGAACCUCGGCUGCCUGGCAACUCUUGGUUUGCUUCUGGCACACUAAGCGGCGACGAGAACACAAGCAGUACGCCUGCUGGCCCGCAUCCUUUCCCCUUACUUCGGAGACCUUUCCGAUAUGUACCAGCCUACGAGAAUGUGCUAGCAAAUACACAGACUCCUAAUGUUGGAUGGCGUGGAACACUUCAUGGGUACCUCACACAUCUGCCUCAAUUCAGGCGAAUUGAGCGUGAUGGGAAGACGGGAGACUAUUGGGUCCUCGACGUGACCAAGAUCCAUGGACACAGUUUGCGUGCCUGCGUUCCGUCCUCAUUCACCGUCCGCACUUCCUCCACUUGCUUGCACGAUAAAAUUCCCGGAGCACCCAGUGUAUUUGAAGCUGAAGACGGCUCAACAGCCUUCCAGCAGGGUGUUAGAACAUGCGCUCAGUCCGGUCCGCCGCCAUCACCAUCUAACUGCAAAGAGGGGGACCAAUUUGAAGAGUCUGGUCGCAACGUUGACAGGUCAAAAAUUGACGGUCUUGUUCUUUCCAACAACAUCACUACCACCGCCUGCCCGCCGCGCUGGCACACACUUCAGUAUAUCAAAGGCACAGAAAAGAACGAGGGGGUAUACAUCCGUGAGUAA
Psilocybe cubensis is the source of this 822-nucleotide messenger RNA. RefSeq lists its product as uncharacterized. Bases 1 to 822 code for a protein of 273 amino acids. The transcript has 6 exons. Lineage: Eukaryota; Fungi; Basidiomycota; Agaricomycetes; Agaricales; Agrocybaceae. The record is from RefSeq and is a predicted model, not a curated record.